Messenger RNA from Mytilinidion resinicola, 921 nucleotides. RefSeq lists its product as uncharacterized. The record is from RefSeq and is a predicted model, not a curated record. Lineage: Eukaryota; Fungi; Ascomycota; Dothideomycetes; Mytilinidiales; Mytilinidiaceae. The transcript has 3 exons. Gene Ontology annotation, biological process: carbohydrate metabolic process. Bases 1 to 921 code for a protein of 306 amino acids. Gene Ontology annotation, cellular component: extracellular region. Gene Ontology annotation, molecular function: cellulose binding.
AUGGUUCUCUAUCUUGCUUUCGCGACUAUUGCGGCGCUGGUGACCCUGGCGAGUGUGCAUGGCGGUGUUGGAACGCACGCAAUGGAGGGCAAAGAGUACGCAGGUUGGCAACCCUACAACUCCGCCGACGGUCAAGUAUCCAUCGAGCGCGAGUACCCCGGAUACAACCCGCUGCUCCUUGCCGACCUCACGACCGUAAACAUGAGAUGCAACAACCCCGGCCUCACUGGAACCGGCGUCUCCGCAACCGUUGCGGCAGGCGAUACAAUAAAAGCGCAGUGGACACAACGGACGCAUAGCCCUGCCUCCGUGCUUGUUUACCUAGCGAAAUGUCCAGCUGCGGGUUUUCCCGCAUUUCUCGCUCCGGGCGAACACCUCAUCCGACAUGAAUUGAUUGCCGUCCAUCAAGCGAACAACCCUCAACGUCCGUCCCGACCCCCUUCUCCCCCUUAUCCUCCAAGGAUAUAUAAGCUUACAAGACAAACCAAUAGUCUACCCCGAGUGCGCUCAACUCAUCAUCACAGGCUCCGGCACCGCCUUUCCGAUUCCUCCUACCUCGUCGCCUUCCCCGGCGCCUACAGCGCCAGCGACCCCGGACUAGACUUCAACAUCGACGCCCCGUCUGCCAUGACUGCUACUACAUAUACUAUCCCUGGCCCAUCUGUGCGGCUGGGUAGCGGAACUGGAAACGGUGGAGCGGGUACCGCAGGUACAGGUGGUGCUGCGUCUUCCGCAGCUCCAACAACACUCGCGACGGCGGUCAAGUCGAGCUCGGCGGCCGCAGUGGCGAGCCCAGCAGCCGCGUGUGCAACAGUAGUCAAGUACGGGCAGUGCGGGGCCAGUACGCACAGCGGUUGCACGCUUUAUGCGAGUGGUUCUAUGUGCACAAAGUCGAGCGGCUUUUAUUCACAAUGUCUGUGA